Clarias gariepinus (North African catfish) is the source of this 1705-nucleotide messenger RNA. Its product is annotated as arylamine N-acetyltransferase, pineal gland isozyme NAT-10-like. NCBI's taxonomy places the organism in Eukaryota, Metazoa, Chordata, Actinopteri, Siluriformes, Clariidae. Gene Ontology annotation, molecular function: acetyltransferase activity. The transcript is spliced from 2 exons. The coding region runs from base 129 to 1001 and encodes 290 amino acids. The record is from RefSeq and is a predicted model, not a curated record.
AAACCCGGAAGUGUGAAAAGAUUCCCUUCUGGUUUGUUAACUUUCCUUUCCCAGAGUUCACUUUCCCUGGCUUGAGGAGAGGGUGCCAAUAAUUUCUAUUAAGUUCUUAAGGUUCUUAAAGGAACAUAAUGGAUCUUCAGGAAUAUUUCAGAAGGAUCGGGUUCAGCAAAGUGCAUGAGAAACCCGAUCUGGCCACGCUCCGCAUUAUUCACAAACUGCACGUGAUGAGCAUUCCCUUCGAGAACCUCAGCAUCCACUGUGGAGAGCGGAACACCUUGGAUCUGAACAUAAUUUAUGAGAAGAUUGUGAGAAACUCUCGUGGAGGAUGGUGCUGUGAAAACAACCUGCUCUUCUCCUGGGUGCUGAGAGAGAUGGGCUACAAAUACACCACGCUGGGCUCAAAAGUGUUCAACACGCUCAAAAAUGACUUCAACCCCUUGGAUUCACACCUUAUAAACAUGGUGGAGAUCGAAGGCAAGUCGUAUAUCACUGAUGUGAGUUUUGGAGUGUCGAGCCAAAUCUGGUACCCGUUAGAAAUGAUUUCAGGGAAAGAUCAAGAGCAGCCGGGGGGGAUUUUCCGUCUGGUGAACGAUGGUGAAAGAUGGGCACUGGAGAAGAGUGGAAGGAAACCUCUGGUCCAGGAUAAAGCCUUUGCCAAUUCCAGCCUUGUUGACAAACGCCUGAUGAAGACGAUUUACUCUUUCGUUUUAAUGCCACGUGGGACUGAUCAUUUUCUGAACACAUGCGAGUUCCUGCAGACCAGCCCAGAGUCUCUGUUCACUCAAAAAUCCAUUUGUUCCCUCCAGACACCCACUGGAUUCAGAGCUCUGAUUGGUUGGACCUACAGCGAGGUCACAUUUAAUCCUGAAGAAGAUAAUGACAUCAUCAAGAUGAGCGAAGUAGCUGACAGUGAAAUCGAGACCAUACUCAAGGAAAAGUUUAAUAUCGUCUUGGUUAAUAAACUCACACCAAUAAACAACAAAGCUGCUUAUAAACUGUAGGACAUUUUAUACACGUGUAUCUAAAGAGCUAGAUUGCCAUGAUUUGGGGGCAUUGUGAUUUUUCUACCAUUCAUAAUGAUGUAUUUUUAAUUACUGAUGAAAUAUUUAUAUAUCAAGAAGAUAUUUUAACAUAAGUGAUUAUAAAUGAAAGGAAUAUUCAUUGCAGUGAAGUAUGAAGGAUGAUCUUACUUUUUGAUGAUAUAUUUUUUUUAUUUUGUUUUUUUAUUACAUUUAAUGUCUUUGUCAAAGAGACAAUCUCAAGAAAACCCAAAGCAAGGACAACACAAGCGGAGCCGUACAGUACAGUAUGUGGCUCUUUCAUACCUCUGCUGUGGCGGCCUGUAGCUUUGGAAAAUAAAUAAUGAGUAUUUAAUAAAUUUUCUUUUAGUUUAUUAUUUUUUUUAUGUAAUUCCAAAUAUGAAGAUUAUGGUGAUCUUGUAUCAUUAAAACAUGUUUAAUUUUUUGCCACGCGAUUUAUAUCAAUAGUCCUUUUUUUAUUCCGCCGACUGCACGCUCCAGUACACGCAAUAAAAUCAUGAUGGCACACAGAAUUAGACGGCAUUUUUGGUUUGAAACAUUUUUGGUUUGAACCAUCUCAUAAAUAUUAGGACACAAAUAGACAUUGAAUAUUUUAUUUGAAAGUAACCUUCAACCCAGCAUCUUUUUUUUGAAGUUCAACAUGUAUUUGUUGCAUGCAGAAAUAA